AUGUCAUCAUUUGACAGAGCUGCUAUAAGGAAAAAUAUUUUUAUUUUUAAAAAAUGUUUAUUGAUCGAUUGAUUUGAGGUGGGGUCUUGCUCUGUCGCCUAGGCUGGAGUGCAGUGGCUCGAUCAUGGCUCACUGCAGCCUCAAACUCCCGGGCUCAGUGGAUCCUCCAGGUUCAGUCGAUCCUCCGGACUCAAUCGAUUCUCAUGCCUCAGCCUCCUGAGUAGAUGGGACUACAGGCACGCACCACCACACCUGGCUAAUUUUUUGUAGAGACAGAGUUUUGUCAUGUUGCCCAGGCUGAUGUCAAACCCCUGGGCUCGAUCGAGCGCGGUGGCUCACGCCUGUAAUCCCAGCACUUUGGGAGGCCGAGGCAGGUGGAUCACAAGGUCAGGAGAUCGAGACCGUCCUCGCUAACACAGUGAAACCCCGUCUCUACUAAAAAAAAAAAAAAAAAAAAAAUUAGCCGGGCGUGGUGGCGGGAGCCUGUAGUCCCAGAUACUCGGGAGGCUGAGGCAGGAGAAUGGCAUGAACCCGGGAGGUGGAGCUUGCAGUGAGCCGAGAUCACACCACUGCACUCCAGCCUGGGUGACAGAGCAAGACUCCAUCUCAAAAAUAAAUAAAUAAAUAAAUAAACAAACAAACCCCUGGGCUCAAGUGAUCUGCCCAUCUCAGCCUCCCAAAGUACUGGGAUUACAGAUGUGAGCCACCGUGCCUGGCUGAGGAAUAACUUUUUUUUCGAGACGGAGUUUCACUCUUGUUGCCCAGGUUGGAGUGCAAUGGUGCUAUCUCGGUUCACUGGAACCUCUGCCUCCUGGGUUCAAGCGAUUCUCCUGCCUCAGCCACCUGAGUAGCUGGGAUUACGGGCACCUCCCACCACGCCCAGCUAAUUUUUGUGUUUUAGUGGAGAUGGGGUUUCACCAAGUUGGUCAUGCUGGUCUCAAACUCCUGACCUCAGGUGAUCCACCCACCUCGGGCUCCCAAAGUGCUGGGAUUACACACGUGAACCACCACGCUAGGCUAGUAAUAAGAUUUUUAAAGGAGGAAAUAACGUUAGGCAAUACUUAUUGGUGAAGAGCUCAGUACUUCCGCUUGUUUGCUAGGAGAUCUCAUCAGCUAAAGCAGAUACGAAAGUGCCUUCCAGAGAUAGGUAGUAGAAGGUGUGAAGGCCAGGACGUGAGAGGCCAGGUCUGUUGUAAUUGGAAGCAAUUCAGUGUGGCUGGAGGACAAGUGAGAGAUCCUGGGGUGGCAGAGGCCAGAUCACCAAGGUUCUUGUAAGCCAGCAACACUUGGGCUUUAGCAGGAGGAGGAUGGGGACCACUGCAGAAUGUUAACCAAGGGAGUGAUGACAUCAGCUUUGCACAUCAGGAAAAUCCCUCUGUUUGCCACGUGGAUGACGGAGAGGGAGAGGCGGGCAGAUGAGCUGGGCACCAGAGAGAGCUGCAGGUGAGAGGUAGUGGUGGCCUGAGCUAGGGGUGACACACUGGGGUGUGUGGGAGAUGUACUGAAUGGAGAAUCAGUGACAUGGAGAGGAGAGGAGGAGGGAUCAGGGAUGAUGCUCCUUUUCUGGCUUGGUCAGCAUGGCCCAAGCAGCUGGUAGAAGAUACAAGAUAGCCCCCAGGUUUCCCUAGAUGACAAAUAAACAUUCCUUUUCCUGCGUGAAGAUCGUCUGUGGAAACCUUGGCCAUGGCAUCGAUAUCAGAGCCUGUUACAUUCAGAGAGUUCUGCCCAUUGUACUAUCUCCUCAAUGCCAUUCCAACAAAGAUCCAGAAGGGUUUCCGCUCUAUCGUGGUCUAUCUCACGGCCCUCGACACCAACGGGGACUACAUCGCGGUGGGCAGCAGCAUCGGCAUGCUCUAUCUGUACUGCCGGCACCUCAACCAGAUGAGGAAGUACAACUUUGAGGGGAAGACGGAAUCUAUCACUGUGGUGAAGCUGCUGAGCUGCUUUGAUGACCUGGUGGCAGCAGGCACAGCCUCUGGCAGGGUUGCAGUUUUUCAACUUGUAUCUUCAUUGCCAGGGAGAAAUAAACAGCUUCGGAGAUUUGAUGUCACUGGUAUUCACAAAAAUAGCAUUACAGCUCUGGCUUGGAGCCCCAAUGGAAUGAAAUUGUUCUCUGGAGAUGACAAAGGCAAAAUUGUUUAUUCUUCUCUGGAUCUAGACCAGGGGCUUUGUAACUCCCAGCUGGUGUUGGAGGAGCCGUCUUCCAUUGUACAGCUGGAUUAUAGCCAGAAAGUGCUGCUGGUCUCUACUCUGCAAAGAAGUCUACUCUUUUAUACUGAAGAAAAGUCUGUAAGGCAAAUUGGAACACAACCAAGGAAAAGUACUGGGAAAUUUGGUGCUUGUUUUAUACCAGGACUCUGUAAGCAAAGUGAUCUAACCUUGUAUGCAUCACGGCCCGGGCUCCGGCUGUGGAAGGCUGAUGUCCACGGGACCGUUCAAGCUACGUUUAUCUUAAAAGAUGCUUUUGCCGGGGGAGUCAAGCCUUUUGAACUGCACCCGCGUCUGGAAUCCUCCAACAGUGGAAGUUGCAGCUUACCUGAGAGGCACCUGGGGCUUGUUUCGUGUUUCUUUCAAGAAGGCUGGGUGCUGAGUUGGAAUGAAUAUAGUAUCUAUCUCCUAGACACAGUCAACCAGGCCACAAUUGCUGGUUUGGAAGGAUCCGGUGAUAUUGUGUCUGUUUCAUGCACAGGAAAUGAAAUAUUUUUCUUGAAAGGAGAUAGGAACAUUAUAAGAAUUUCAAGCAGGCCUGAAGGAUUAACAUCAAUAGUGAGAAAUGGUCUGGAGAUGUCUGGAUGCUCAGAGCGUGUCCACAUGCAGCAAGCGGAGAAACUGCCAGGGGCCACAGUUUGUGAAACAAGGCUCAGAGGCUCUUCCGUGGCCAGCUCCGUGGCCAGUGAGCCAAGGAGCAGGAGCAGCUCGCUCAACUCCACCGACAGCGGCUCCGGGCUCCUGCCACCUGGGCUCCAGGCCACCGCUGAGCUGGGCAAGGGCAGCCAGCCCCCCUCACAGAGAUUCAAUGCCAUCAGCUCAGAGGAUUUUGACCAGGAGCUUGUCGUGAAGCCUAUCAAAGUGAAAAGGAAGAAGAAGAAGAAGAAAACAGAAGGUGGAAGCAGGAGUACCUGUCACAGCUCCCUGGAAUCGACACCCUGCUCCGAAUUUCCUGGGGACAGUCCCCGGUCCUUGAACACAGACUUGCUGUCGAUGACCUCAAGUGUCCUGGGCAGUAGCGUGGAUCAGUUAAGUGCAGAGUCUCCAGACCAGGAAAGCGGCUUCAGUGGUGAGGUGAACGGUGUCCCGCAGGGAAAUACUGACCCCGAAACGUUUAAUGUCCUGGAGGUGCCAGGAUCUGUGCCUGAUUCCGUGGCUGAGGAAGAUGACAUUAGAACUGAAAUGCCACACUGUCGCCAUGCACAUGGGCAGGAGCUGCUCAAUGGAGUGAGGGAAGAUGUGGGAGGCAGUGAUGUCACAGGACUCGAAGAUGAGCCAUGUCCUGCAGACGACGGACCAAAUAGCACACAGUUACCCUUCCAAGAACAGGACAGCUCUCCUGGGGCGCAUGAUGGGGAAGACGUCCAGCCCAUUGGUCCCCAAAGCACUUUUUGUGAAGCCCCCCUCCUGAACUCACUCACUGUGCCUUCCAGCCUCAGCUGGGCUCCACGUGCUGAGCAGUGGCUGCCUGGGACCGGAGCUGACGAGGGCAGCCCUGUGGAGCCCAGCCAAGAGCAGGACGUCCUGACCAGCAUGGAGGCCUCUGGCCACCUCAGCACAAAUCUCUGGCAUGCUGUCACUGAUGAUGACACAGGUCAGAAAGAAACACCCAUUUCUGAACGUGUCUUGGGGAGUGUGGGAGGACAGCUGACUCCGGUCUCUGCCUUGGCGGCCAGCACUCACAAGCCCUGGCUUGAGCAGCCUCCACGGGAUCAGGCAUUGACGUCCAGCGAUGAGGAGGACAUCUAUGCCCACGGGCUUCCGUCUUCAUCCUCAGAGACGAGUGUGACAGAGCUCGGACCUAGUCGCUCCCAGCAGGACCUGAGCCGGCUGGGUGCAGAGGAUGCCGGGCUGCUCAAGCCAGAUCAGUUUGCAGAAAGCUGGAUGGGCUACUCGGGUCCCGGCUAUGGCAUCCUCAGCUUGGUGGUCUCUGAGAAAUACAUCUGGUGCCUGGACUACAAAGGCGGCCUGUUCUGCAGCGCGUUGCCGGGCGCCGGGCUGCGCUGGCAGAAGUUUGAAGAUGCUGUCCAGCAGGUGGCAGUCUCGCCCUCAGGAGCCCUUCUCUGGAAGAUAGAACAGAAAUCUAACCGGGCUUUUGCUUGUGGGAAAGUCACCAUCAAGGGGAAGCGGCACUGGUACGAAGCCCUGCCCCAGGCAGUGUUUGUGGCCCUGAGCGAUGACACGGCCUGGAUCAUCAGGACCAGCGGGGACCUAUACUUGCAGACAGGUCUGAGCGUGGAUCGCCCUUGUGCCAGAGCCGUAAAGGUGGACUGUCCCUACCCGCUGUCCCAGAUCACAGCCCGGAACAAUGUGGUGUGGGCGCUGACAGAGCAGAGGGCCCUCCUGUACCGGGAGGGCGUGAGCAGCUUCUGUCCGGAAGGCGAGCAGUGGAAGUGUGACAUCGUCAGCGAAAGGCAAGCUUUAGAACCCAUCUGCAUAACGCUCGGGGAUCAGCAGACUCUCUGGGCCCUGGACAUCCAUGGGAACCUGUGGUUCAGAACCGGCAUUAUUUCCAAGAAGCCCCAAGGAGAUGACGACCAUUGGUGGCAAGUGAGCAUCACAGACUAUGUGGUCUUUGACCAGUGCAGCUUAUUUCAGACGAUAAUCCAUGCCACUCACUCAGUGGCCACAGCGGCCCAAGCCCCUGUAGAAAAGGUGGCAGAUAAGCUGCGCAUGGCGUUUUGGUCCCAGCAGCUUCAGUGCCAGCCAAGCCUUCUCGGGGUCAAUAACAGCGGUGUCUGGAUCUCCUCGGGCAAGAAUGAAUUCCACGUCGCUAAGGGAAGUCUCAUAGGCACCUACUGGAAUCAUGUUGUUCCCCGUGGGACAGCUUCUGCUACAAAAUGGGCCUUUGUGUUGGCUUCUGCGGCUCCCACGAAGGAAGGAAGCUUCCUGUGGCUAUGCCAGAGCAGCAAGGACCUGUGCAGCGUCAGCGCCCAGAGCGCACAGUCGCGGCCCUCCACGGUGCAGCUGCCUCCCGACGCCGAGAUGCGCGCCUAUGCCGCCUGCCAGGAUGCGCUGUGGGCGCUGGACAGCCUCGGCCAGGUGUUCAUCAGGACGCUCUCCAAUAGCUGCCCCACAGGCAUGCACUGGACCAGGCUGGACCUCUCCCAGCUAGGAGCUGUAAAAUUGACAAGCUUGGCAUGUGGAAAUCAGCACAUCUGGGCCUGUGAUUCCAGGGGUGGAGUUUACUUCCGUGUAGGGACUCAGCCUCUCAAUCCCAGUCUCAUGCUUCCAGCCUGGAUAAUGAUUGAGCCACCUGUCCAGCCCGCCGGGGUCAGCUUGGUCAGCGUCCAUUCCAGCCCCAACGACCAGAUGCUGUGGGUGCUUGACAGCAGGUGGAACGUGCAUGUGCGGACCGGGAUCACCGAGGAGAUGCCUGUGGGGACCGCCUGGGAGCACGUGCCAGGGUUGCAGGCCUGCCAGCUGGCGCUGAGCACCAGGACCGUGUGGGCCCGCUGUCCAAACGGAGAUCUCGCCCGGCGGUACGGCGUCACAGACAAGAACCCCGCCGGAGACUACUGGAAGAAAAUUCCCGGCAGUGUGUCAUGUUUCACAGUGACUGCUUCAGAUGAGCUGUGGGCUGUGGGCCCGCCCGGCUACCUCCUCCAACGGCUGACAAAGACAUUCAGCCACUCACACGGCACCCAGAAGAGCAGCCAGGCCGCCAUGCCCCACCCUGAGGACCUGGAGGACGAGUGGGAGGUCAUCUGAAGGAGCCCUGGCAGAGUCACGCGGAGGGGCCCGGCGUCUGUGGUGGGCACAGUGGCUUCGGAGUCACUCCCUGGUGGACGUGCUGCCUCAACACUUGUCCAGACACCUCUGGCCAGGUUGGACCCGCACACUUACUUUCAUCUAUGUCGGUUUCUGUCUCGUUCCAGAACCCACAGCCUCCACCCGUGGCUGGCGUGAUUGCUGCAGCAGUGGCGCCUCCGAGCUCAGGACAGUGGUGACCGCCCGGCUGCAUGCACUCCGAUUACCUGCGUGCUGCCGUCUGGUCUCAUCCACAGAUAGCUCCAGCUUUUGCUGGUGGGAGUGGUCUCCGGAGGCCUCCCAGAACCUAGGGUAGCCGGGCAGCUGGUUUGGCCCAGGGGCUCUUUCCACAUUAGUAGCCCCAGGGCCAGAUGGAGCCAAAGGUCAGCUCUCUGCAGCGCAGGAUGUGCUCGGUGAUGGCUUUGUCCCAUCACAGGGGGGUGUCCCCCCAGAGACAAAGCUGCAGAGCACAUUCCACGCCAGACGCUCUGGCCAGGAAGCCGAGGCCGGGCUUGAGAGGAGAGCGCUGGCCAUGCCAGGAGAGAACCAUGCACAACACACCACACAACACACCUCACCACACAACACAACACACCACACACCACACCACACAACACACCACACCACACACCACACCACACACCACACCACACAACACACCACACAACACACCUCACCACACACCACACAACACACCACACAACACACCACACAACACACCUCACCACACAACACACCACACAACACACCUCACCACACAACACACCACACACCACACCACACCACACACCACACCACACACCACACCACACAACACACCACACAACACAACACACCACACAACACGCCACACAAUACACCACACAACACACCACACAACACACCUCACCACACCUCACCACACAACACAACACACCACACAACACACCACACACCUCACCACACCACACAACACACCACACAACACACACCACACACCACACCACACAACACACCACACAACACACCUCACCACACCUCACCACACAACACACCACACAACACACCUCACCACACAACACACCACACACCACACCACACAACACACCACACACCACACCACACACCACACCACACCACACACCACACAACACACCACACAACACAACACACCACACAACACGCCACACAACACACCACACAACACACCACACAACACACCUCACCACACCUCACCACACAACACACACCACACAACACACCACACAACACACCACACAACACACCACACAACACACCUCACCACACCUCACCACACAACACACCACACCACACACCACACCACACAACACACCACACAACACACCUCACCACACCUCACCACACCACACAACACACAACACACACCACACACACCACACAACACACCACACAACACAACACACCACACAACACAACACACCACACCACACACCACACCACACACCACACAACACACCACACAACACACCACACACCACACAACACACCACACAACACAACACAACACACAACACGCCACACCACACCACACAACACACCACACCGCACCACACACCACACCACACAACACACAACACACCACACACAACACAACACACCACACAACACACCACACCACACAACACACCACACAACACACCACACCACACAACACACAACACACCACACCACACCACACCUCACCACACGACACCACACCACACCACACCUCACCUCGCUGCCCACACACGGCGCAGGCUGCCCACCUCCUGGAGAGCACACUUCAGCUGAAACAGUAAAGCCUGAUGGGUGCAAAUGGAACCUGGAUGUGUGCACGUGUGUCCCAGGCAGGGACGGCACAGGAGGGUGCAUGGGAUGUGGGGGAGCUGAGCAAGGGCCGCUGGCUUAGAAAUGUCUUUGGAAUGGUAUGUAACUAAUGCUGCUGGCGGACAUCCUAAAACCAGAUGCAUCCUCAGAGGAUGAGUCUACUAAUUAUUGCCUUUUUUGUUGUAUUAAAAACCUGCAUAAAAUACCUCAUUUCAAAUCAAAUCUUACAAAUUUAGAAGAGAUACAUAUUUUCCGAAAACAGUGGAAGGCCUUUGUUCCUUCCCGGGUUUGUCCUGAGCCUGCACUGUCCUCGCCUGCAGCCUCAGAGGGGCAGGCAUCCCCGCACAGACUUGACUGGCAGGGCGGUCACCGGACCUGCGGGCUGGCUCCGAGUGGCAACCCAUGCCUUCUGCAGGGUAUGAGUUGACACUCGACAGGUUGAAACCAGUGCCUCUAUGGACGGCUGCCGUGGCCCCUUCAGACAAUGGGCAGUGCCCACCCCGCCCACUGGCAUCUGUGCGUGAGGGCUAAGCCGCCCUGCCACACAUCCCGCCCCCUCCCGGAGGCAGCUUCAGGACAGGACACCGGGCUGGCUGCUUUUUUUAGCCUGCCUCUGGCCCAGGCCCAGUCCUCGGUGUCAGGGAGCCCCCAGGCCACAGGUGGAGGGUGAUAAAAUAUGUUCUCUGACAGGACCCAGCCAGCCACAUAGGUGGAGGUUUUCCAUGUCCAAAUGAGGUCAAGAUGCCGAGAUCCCAGAUCUGACUUCACACUUCCCUUUUCUAGAACCUUCUGUAAAAGUUGGUGGCAGCAGAGGCAGCCCCAGGCCGGGCUGCACCUCUCUGUGUCUGUUGUGCCUUGCCCGGCGCCUCACGGAUGGCAAAGCUCUCCUCACCCACGGGACUGUGGUGCAAUUAAACCCGCGUCUAGGUGAUGCUUUUAAACUUGUAGCUUCGUGCUUUGUACAGUUUUCUUUCUGGUUUUAAUUUUUAGUUGUGCUUUGAGUCAGUGCAAUAAACUAGACUUUUUCCAAA
Molecule: messenger RNA, 8816 nt
Organism: Symphalangus syndactylus (siamang)
Lineage: Eukaryota; Metazoa; Chordata; Mammalia; Primates; Hylobatidae
Gene: TECPR2
Product: tectonin beta-propeller repeat containing 2
Molecular function (GO): protein binding
Source: RefSeq, a predicted model, not a curated record